AUGAGAAGAGGUGGAAGUGAUAAAAGGUUUUUAAGACGAACUUUUAAUAGAUCCUACUAUUAUAAGAAAAGUGGGAAAGUAGAAGAAUGGAAUAGUAAUACCAGUAAAAAAAUAAAAAAUUAUAGUAAUAAUAUUAAUAAUAAAGCGGAAGGAGAUGAAAUAGAUUUUGAUGAAGAUGAAGUAGAAGAAGAUGGAGAGCAAAUAAAUGCAACUGAAAUAAAUGAAUAUCCUUCUGAUAGUAUUAAAAAUACAAAAAGAAAUGACACAUCAAGCAGUAAUAAUAAAAUAACAAAAAAAAAAAAUGUUCCAAACGAAAAAGACACACAAGCAAGUACAGUAGAAAAUAAUAAUAAUGUAAUAUGUCCUUUAUGUGUUGAACUACUUGAUGAAACGGAUCGAAAUUUUUUCCCAUGUGAUUGUGGCUAUCAAAUAUGUUUAUGGUGUUUGUAUUAUAUACGAGAUCAUAUGAGUAAUAAAUGCCCUGCAUGUAGAAGAAGUUAUGACGAAAAAAAUUUUAUAUAUAACAGAGAAACUCAUGAAAAAUUAAUAAAAAAAACUAAAAACCAACAUAAAAAUAAAGGAGAAAAUAAUACUAAUACUGCUAAUAAUAGUAACAACAAUAAUAAUAACAAUAAUGGAACUGGAAUAUCAAGCUCAUCAAUAUUCGCUAAAAGUGAUCUAUAUAAAAAUUCAAAUAUUUAUAACAUACAUGAAUAUGAUAACUUAUUAGAAGUAAUUAAAGAUAUAAGAGUAGUUCAAAGAAAUUUAGUUUUUGUUAUUGGAAUUACAGAAAAUUAUGCAAAAAAAAAUAUAUUAAAAAAAAAUGAACAUUUUGGAAAAUAUGGACAAAUAUUAAAUAUAAUUAUAAAUAAAUCACAAGCAUUUAAUCCACAAUAUAAUGGCCCAUCAUUUAGUGCAUAUAUAACAUAUAGUAAUGAAAAGGAAGCUAUUAAUGCUAUUUAUUUUAUAGAUGGUAUGAUGUUAGAUAAUAAAAUAUUAAAAGCCUCAUUUGGGACAACAAAAUAUUGUUCUUCUUUUUUAAAAAAUUAUUCAUGUGUAAAUGAAGAUUGUUUUUAUUUGCAUGAACUUGGUAAUGUAAUCGAUAGUUUUUCUAAAGAAGAUAUACAUGGGCCUAAACAUAUAUAUCAUGAUUUAUUAUAUCAUUAUUUUAAAAAAUCACCAGAUAGUAAUAAAAAGGGUGAUAAUGUUGGUGUUGUAAAUUUAUUGAGUAAUACAACAAAAAUUGGAAAAUUGCCUGAACAGCAAGAAGAAAAUAAAAAUAUUAAUGCACCGUUACAAAAUUUGGCUAGCUCGACACCUAUUAAUUACAUCACUGCUGUAAAUACAGAUAUAAUAGGAAAAAAUGAUACAGCUAUUGAGGUAACAAAGAAUAAUAAGUUAAUUACAUCUUAUACUGAAAAUACAAUAUCCCCUGAAUUAAAAGCUAAAAAUUUAGAAAGCUCCAAAGAAUUAAUUAAUAAAAAUAAUGAAGAUUUAAAAAAUAAUUUGAAAUUAAAACAAACAAAUGAAAAUAACAAUGUUGAAGAAAAACAGCGAACAAAAUGGAACUCAGAGGGAAAAUUUUCAAAUGUUAUUAAAAAUAUGAAGGAUAAUUUUACACAAAAUAUUGAAGAAGAUAAAAUACCUGAUUCUAUAUUAAAAAUUAAUAAAAAAAAUAAAAAAAUAAAAAGUGAAGAUGUCUUGACUGUAUAUUUACAAAAAGGUGAUCAGAAAAACAACACCAUUGAAAUUUACAAUGAUGAUGAUGAUAGUAAAGUGGGGGGACAAUGGAAAGAAAAAAAUUAUUUAAGUUCUCUUCAAAGUACUUCAAAUUUUGGAGAUAAUAAUAAAAAUGAAGUUGGCAUUAAAAGUGCUCAGAAAAAUAUUAGCGAAGACGAUCCGUAUUAUCUUGAUGAUAUAUCAGAAAAUUAUCCUCUUAUAAUGGAUGCCGCAAAAGAAAAAAAAAAAAAAAAAAAAAAAAAAAAAACAGAUAAAAAAAAAAACACUGAAAAGGAACAAACAAAUCAGGAAGAAGUUUCGAUUAAAAAACUAGAGCAAGAAAUAGAUGCAAAUGAAAGCGAAUCUAAGAAAAAUAAAAAAAAAGGCACAAGUACUACAGCCGAAGUUGGUACCAAUGCAGAUGAUAAUAAAAUUAUAUUUAGCUCUAUUCCUAAUACAAUUCCAAAUGAAGCUAUAGAUAAUCAAAAUUGUGAAUCUCCAAAAAAAACGACGGAAAUAAAAAAGGAUGAUGAAAAUAUUGAAGGAAAUGAAAAGGAACAAGAAGAAAAAAAAAAAAGUACAAAAAGUUCCUUCAAAAUAGGAAAUUUAUUUAAUGUUUUUUUUGACAAAAAUAAAAAAGAUGUAUCCAAAAAAAAGAACGACAAAAAAAGUACCACAACAAUUGAAAACCGAGAUAAAAAAACUUCUAUAAAUACUGAAAUAAAUAAAAAAACAUCUCUUAUUGAAUUAAAUGAAAGUGAUAUUCAGAGUCAUAAAAAAAUGGAGGAACAAACUUUAAAAGAUGAUGUAAAAAAAGAUAAAAAUAUUAAUGAAAUAGAUAAAGUAACAAAGGAAAUUGAAAAUAUGGACGGACAAAUUGGAAAACAAGGUAAAAAAAAAGAUACACAAAAAGAAGUAAAUGAAAGUAAAGAAGAUUUGUCAAAAAAAACGAAACAAAAUAAAGAUAAUACCGAAAUUAUAGAAGAAAUAGCAAUCGAACUAGGUAAUCAAAAAAAUAAAGAUUUAUUCGAAAAAAGGGAAGAUGAAUUAUAUGGGGAAAAAGAUGAUGAUACUUUUUAUAAUCAGGACAGUAAAAAUGAUAAAGAUAAAAAAAAAAAAAAUGUAAAUAAUAGAAAGAACAAAGAUAAUAAUAUAGGUGAACAAAUAAUGCAUAUUGAAGAAAUUAUAAAAAUAAUAAAAAAAAACCCCAAAAUGGAAUAUAAACAAAUAGUUGUAGAAUAUUUUAAAAAUAUAUAUAAAGGUAAGGGGGGAAAUGAAAAGAACCAAAAUAUCAAUAUGGGUAAAUUUUGCAACAUUAUUAAUUAUUAUAUUACUGAAAAUAAAUUACCUGAUAUAUUAAAAGAAAUCGACGAAGAUAUAAAUCAUAAAAGUGAUAAUGACAAUUUGGUCGGCAGUGCAAAUGCAAGCAGCAAUGAUUAUGUUAGUGUAUAUCCUGAAAAUGUGAACAGAAAUAAUUGUGUUACGAUUUUACAAUCUAAUAUAGAAUCGCAUAAUAAUGUAGAUAAAGAAAAUGUAAACAAAAAUGAAGAUGAAAAAAAAGAGAAAAAAAAAGAAAUGGAAAGUGAUAAAGUGAUAAAAAAAAAAAAAACAAGUAAAAAAAACAUUUUUCAAAAAGAAAUAGAAGAUGAAAUUAUUGAUAUUAUAAAAGAUAUAAUGAUCCAUAGAUUACAAAUGAAAAAUAAAAAUAGUACCAUGAACAAUAAUAAUAAAAAUAAAAAAAAAAAUAAAAAUAAAAUAAAAAAUGAUGAAAAAGGUAUGAUUGAUCAAAUGAAUUUGUUCAAUGAAUUUUAUGAAGAUAAUGCACUUUUUAAUGAUCUCAAAAUUUUUGUAAAAGAUUUAUGUAUUGCCAAAAAUAAAACUAUGCAAAAUAAUGAUAUGGGAGAUGACAUCAUUUAUUUAAUACAAGGCGAAGAAAAAUGGAAAAACAAAACAAAAGAAAAAGGAUACAACGAUUAUUUAUUAUAUGCAAAUGAUGAUGACUUUUUUUUGAAACCUUACAAAGGAAUAAUGGAAUAUAUUUUUAAAAAACAAACAAAAACAGGGAGUAAUAAUAAUUAUCCAAAUAUUCCGGAAGAAAUUGCACAUACAAAUAAUAAUGAAUACACUGCAGAUGAUCUGUUUAAUAUAUAUAAAGAAUUAAUUCUUUCGAAAAACACAAAUUUGCGCACAGCUAACGAUAUAAUAUUUGAUAAAAUGUUUAAUGAAGAAAUUAAUUUAGUACAACAAUUAUGCAAAGGGGAUUAUUAUAGCCAAAAUGUAGAAGAUAAAAUAGCUAGCUCUAAUAAAAAAGGAAAUAAUAGUCAUAUAUACAAACUAAAUAAUUAUGAAAAACAACCGAAAAACUUGUCCUUAAAUUAUGCCCCUAAUUUAUGGGUGAAUUAUAAUAAAUCGUUUUAUACUAAUGAAAUGAGCGAAAAGGUUAAUUUAAGUGCAUAA
This is a messenger RNA of Plasmodium berghei ANKA, 4176 nucleotides long. RefSeq names its product CCR4-NOT transcription complex subunit 4, putative. Gene Ontology annotation, biological process: protein ubiquitination. The transcript has a single exon. Gene Ontology annotation, molecular function: ubiquitin-protein transferase activity; RNA binding. Gene Ontology annotation, cellular component: CCR4-NOT complex. Bases 1 to 4176 code for a protein of 1391 amino acids. NCBI's taxonomy places the organism in Eukaryota, Apicomplexa, Aconoidasida, Haemosporida, Plasmodiidae. The record is from RefSeq and is a predicted model, not a curated record.